Aedes aegypti (yellow fever mosquito) is the source of this 1814-nucleotide messenger RNA. Its product is annotated as actin-1-like. Lineage: Eukaryota; Metazoa; Arthropoda; Insecta; Diptera; Culicidae. Bases 140 to 1270 code for a protein of 376 amino acids. Gene Ontology annotation, biological process: mitotic cytokinesis. The record is from RefSeq and is a predicted model, not a curated record. The transcript has 3 exons.
GAAGCUGGGAAGAACAUGGUCCGAGUAUAAAAGCUAGAUGUUCGUUGUCUCUUCGUCACUCGUCGUUCUACUAAGUAGCCGGCAAGGCAUAUUCUGCUAUCUUUCCAACGUUAAGUAAAACUAAACCAAACCAGCCAAAAUGUGUGACGAUGAUGCUGGAGCGCUCGUUGUUGACAACGGAUCCGGAAUGUGCAAGGCCGGUUUCGCUGGUGAUGAUGCCCCACGUGCCGUCUUCCCAUCCAUUGUUGGUCGCCCACGCCACCAGGGUGUGAUGGUCGGCAUGGGUAACAAGGACUCGUACGUCGGUGAUGAAGCCCAGUCCAAGAGAGGUAUCCUCACCCUGAAGUACCCAAUUGAGCACGGUAUUAUCACCAACUGGGAUGAUAUGGAGAAGAUCUGGCAUCACACCUUCUACAAUGAACUGCGUGUUGCCCCAGAAGAGCACCCAGUUCUGCUGACUGAGGCCCCACUGAACCCCAAGGCCAACCGUGAGAAGAUGACUCAGAUCAUGUUUGAGACCUUCAACUCGCCAGCCAUGUACGUUGCCAUCCAGGCUGUUCUGUCCCUGUACGCCUCCGGUCGUACCACUGGUAUCGUUCUGGAUUCCGGAGAUGGUGUCUCCCACACUGUCCCAAUCUACGAAGGUUAUGCUCUGCCACAUGCCAUCCUCCGUCUGGACUUGGCUGGUCGCGAUCUGACCGAUUACCUGAUGAAGAUCCUGACCGAGCGUGGCUACUCUUUCACCACCACUGCUGAACGUGAAAUCGUUCGUGACAUUAAGGAGAAGCUGUGCUACGUCGCUCUGGACUUCGAGCAGGAAAUGGCCACCGCUGCCGCCUCCACCUCCCUUGAGAAGUCUUAUGAACUUCCUGAUGGUCAAGUCAUCACCAUCGGCAACGAGCGUUUCCGCUGCCCAGAAGCCCUCUUCCAGCCAUCCUUCCUGGGAAUGGAAUCUGCUGGUAUCCACGAAACUGUCUACAAUUCCAUCAUGAAGUGCGAUGUCGACAUCCGCAAGGAUCUCUAUGCCAACACUGUCCUGUCUGGUGGUACCACCAUGUACCCAGGUAUUGCUGAUCGUAUGCAGAAGGAAAUCACCGCCCUUGCCCCGUCCACCAUCAAGAUCAAGAUCAUUGCUCCACCAGAACGUAAAUACUCCGUCUGGAUCGGUGGAUCCAUCCUGGCCUCUCUGUCUACCUUCCAGGCCAUGUGGAUCUCCAAGCAGGAAUACGACGAAUCCGGCCCAUCCAUUGUCCACCGCAAGUGCUUCUAAGCCACUUCCUCCGAAACCAAUGCAGUUAAGAGCAUCGAAGGCAUUUAGCCCAACACCACCCAGGGCCGAUGCGGGCUGAAACUGCUCACAUACCACCAACAACAAUAGCAGCAACAACAACAAUACCAGCAAACAUCGAGAAAUUUAUUAACAUCAUCAUCAUACAAUGUUAUCCCAUAUGUGAUUCAACUUGUUUAUGUAUAAAUGAUUUUUUCUUAUAAUAUGGAUCAUUAUCGUUAUGUUUUGAGGUUCGUUCAGCGAAUAAAACACUAUACCGCUACCAUAAACCUAAAACUAGUUGAGACUAUGGCUAUAAGACGAGUGAGCGAAAAAAACAACUGUCGCUUGCAUCCAGCAUCCGAAAUACACAGCCAAUUAAAAAUUCUGACCACCAGUUUUAAGAGCCAAGAGUCUAUUUUCGACAAAUCUUCCAAUAGAUGUUUAAGAACAAAACAAAGAACAUUUAUAGCAAUAGGGUGUAAAACACUGGUUUUGUUAUAAUUUAUAUUUUUUUGUAUUAAAUUGAGCAAGCUCAAAAGUUUAA